GCGUAGAAGGGGCUUGAUAGCCAGCAAGUUAAGAUGGCACGCUUCUCGGUAUUUCUUUUACUUGUAUUUGCGUUUACUGUUGCUGUGCAGGCGCAGUAUGAAAAGUACAGUUUCCGUAGUUUUCCAAGACAGGAGCUCAUGCCCCUGGAUUCCGCCUAUAAAUACGCCCUGGAUCAAUAUUCCAACGAAAAAUGGCAAGAAAGCGUUGAGUAUUUAGAAGUGAGUUUGCGACUCUUCAGACUGCUGAAAGACAGCGAAGCCUUCUGCAAUUUGAACUGCAGCUCCGUCCGGCUGGACAACGAGCAGAAAUAUGCCGAUUUCCCAGAGCUGCAUAUGUUCGGUAACAUCAUGAAACGAGCCCAGUGUUUGAAAAGGUGCAAACACGGGUUGCCAGCGUUCAGACAGACGCUGCCCAGCCGGGGAACCAUGGAAGAGUUCGAAAAACGCGAACCGUACAAAUAUCUCCAGUUCGCCUACUUCAAGUCAGAUAACCUGCCGAAGGCGGUGUCAGCGGCCCACACCUUCCUGCUCAAGCACCCGGACGACGAGAUGAUGAAGAGGAACAUGGCCUACUACCAGAGCCUGCCUGGGUUCGAGGAGCACCUCAAAGACCUGGAGACCAAAUCCUAUGAGACGCUCUUCAUCAGAGCUGUGCGGGCCUACAAUGGGGACAACUUCCGCACCUCCAUCACUGAUAUGGAGCUGGCCCUCAACGACUUCUAUAAGGUGUACGAUGAGUGCCUGGCGGCCGCGGAGGGCACUAGGGAGAUCCAGGACUUUCGGGACUUCUAUCCCUCCAUUGCAGACCAUUACACAGAGGUGCUGGAGCGCAAGGUGAAGUGUGAGAGCGAGCUCACCCCUGUGGUGGGGGGUUUUGUCGUGGAGAAGUUUGUGGCGACCAUGUACCACUACCUACAGUUUGCUUACUACAAACUGGAAGACAUUAAGAAUGCCGUGCCCUGUGUGGCCAGCUACAUGCUGUUUGACCCCAACGACGAGGUCAUGAAGAACAACGUGGCUUACUACCAGUACCACAAAGACAAGUGGGGGCUUACCGAGGAAGACUUCCUCCCCAGACCGGAGGCAGUGAGGUACUUCAACCAGACCAAGUUGCAGCUGGAGAUGGUUGAGUUUUCCAGACAGCAUCUAAAUGGCGAUGAGGAGGCAGAGGUGGUGGAGUUCCUUGAUGAGCUCCUGGAAACAGAGGAAAAAUGAUCAAAUUUGAAGGUCCCAAAAAGGACUUAAUAGCCAAGAAGAAACAAACGAAAGGAGUUCAAUAAAACAGACAUUAGCUCAGACCCUUUAAGACUUAAAAUAUGCAGCUGUGAGAUGUCUCCUGCUUGUGUGAUGUAUUUAUUUGGAGGAAUGAGGAUGUUUUUUUUAUUAUAUUUUUAUACAACUCCAUAAAUCUUGAAUGGUCGUCUUUUGGAUCAACUUCAGUCAGUACUCCUUUUUGCACUGGAUUGUAUGAUUAUCAUCAUCAUCAUCAUCAUCACCCUCUGUGUGCCUGUCCUCCUCUUCCUCUCUGUCUCUCUCUGAAACUCCAUUGCAAUGUAGUAUUUGCUCACAAACUUCAGAGAAUUCCCCUGUGAGACCCGGGGGUAACGUUAUCUUAGGUGCUGGCCCAGUCUAUUAGUGAGGCAAAUGAACUGUUACAUCAUCCCCUCCUCCUUCAGUUUUUCUCCUUUCCUCCUUCCUCCCCUCCUCCUACAGUUUGAGCCGCAUAAGUGCACACCUGUGAGUUCAGAUUACCCACAAGUCAUUGCAAACUUCCUGCACUGUAUGCCAUAAAUGGUAAAAAGGUUUUGCUUGGAAUGGGGAAGAUGAUGUAAUUGGAAGUGAUGUAACUGGGGAAUUAGGUUUGUUUUUCUGAUGUAAAUAAAUUUUGUCUAUUAAAGCCAAA
This is a messenger RNA of Megalops cyprinoides (Indo-Pacific tarpon), 1903 nucleotides long. It is a transcript of the gene crtap, whose product is annotated as cartilage associated protein. Lineage: Eukaryota; Metazoa; Chordata; Actinopteri; Elopiformes; Megalopidae. The transcript has 7 exons. Gene Ontology annotation, biological process: collagen fibril organization; peptidyl-proline hydroxylation to 3-hydroxy-L-proline. Gene Ontology annotation, cellular component: endoplasmic reticulum. Gene Ontology annotation, molecular function: collagen binding; protein binding. The record is from RefSeq and is a predicted model, not a curated record. Bases 34 to 1215 code for a protein of 393 amino acids.